CCUUCGUACAAUGCGAAAAGGGAAGUUGAAAGAAGUGGGAGAGCGAGAUCGCGGAGCCUUAUGAAAUCUAACGUUACAGCAGCUGGCUGGUUACUCGACACACUGUGAACGCACACUGAGCUACUGCAAAUACUGUCCUGGAGAUACCAUUCAUAUUAACUGCGCUCCUGCUUUUGAUAGGUAUUUUCUACAGUUUUUCACAUCCCGAGACCAGACAGUGUGACAUGGCAAGUAGAGGCGGAGCCACACGACCCAAUGGGCCAAAUGCAGGCAACAAGAUUUGCCAGUUCAAACUCGUGCUUUUAGGAGAGUCAGCGGUGGGAAAGUCAAGUCUGGUACUUCGUUUCGUUAAGGGUCAGUUUCAUGAAUUCCAAGAGAGCACAAUCGGAGCUGCCUUCCUGACUCAGACGGUAUGUUUGGACGACACAACGGUCAAGUUUGAGAUCUGGGACACGGCCGGUCAGGAGCGCUACCACAGUCUGGCUCCCAUGUACUACAGAGGUGCACAGGCAGCCAUUGUGGUCUAUGAUAUUACAAAUGAGGAGUCAUUUGUUCGGGCAAAGAAUUGGGUUAAAGAGCUUCAGAGACAAGCCAGUCCAAAUAUUGUAAUAGCCCUGGCUGGGAACAAGGCUGAUCUCGCAAACAAGAGAGCGCUGGACUUCCAGGAUGCACAGUCAUACGCAGAUGACAACAGUUUGCUUUUCAUGGAAACGUCAGCAAAGACCUCUAUGAACGUGAAUGAGAUUUUCAUGGCCAUUGCAAAGAAGCUACCCAAGAAUGAGCCUCAAGCCGCCGGAGCCAGCACCGGACGGAACCGGGGAGUGGACCUGACAGAGACGGCUCAGCCCACCAGCCGCCCCUGCUGCGCUAACUAACCCAGCUCUUCCUGCUCAUCCUCUCCACACAAACUCCCUGUCCUCCUCCUGCUCCGCCCCUCCUCCUCCUCCUCCUCCUCAUCUGAACAACAUCUGGACAUCGGGCUCCUUGGCUUUCUGUCAGACCUGACUUCAGCCCCCCCCCUCCCCGGAAUAGCUAAAAGACUCUGUAUAGCUGCAUUUCUAAUACCUUUUUUUUGUUGAUGUUUUUUUUUUUUUAACUUUUUUUAAGAAGUGUAUAUCAGUAUAAUGGAUGCAUGUAUCACUACAACGCCUAAAAAAGAAAAACACAUUUUUAUCUCUUAUUCACUUGGAAGACUAACCCCGUUUAAGAAAGACGAGCGAGCGAGAAACCUUCGAGUGUGUGACUGUGUCGUGUGUGAGUUUCUGAUGAGAAGGUGUUGCCUCAUUUGCCACUCGGCAGGGUCGGUUGGUUGUUGCCCAUAAUUGUGUGUGUGUGUGUGUGUGUGUGUACGUCUGUGUAUGUAUGUGUUAAUUUUUUAAUUUUAAUUUUAUUUUUUUGCUCACAGUUCGGAGAAAAUGAAAUUGUCCCCAUCUUGAGAUGCCUGGAUUCUCAGACUGUUUGUUUUGAGGCGCUCGGGUGUCUCGACGGUGCCAGGAAAUGAUUAUUGUGCAAACCAACAACUCUUCCCUCCCUCCUCACAUCUGUUACACAGGAGGAUGUGUCCUUCCAAGGCUCCAUGUGGGAAACUGUGGAAAAUAAAUUUGGGUACUGUUCACUGUUUGAAUAAAGUGUAGUGUGUAGAAAGGAGGAAAAAAAAACCAAACAUCUUUAUACACAUGUGAUUGCUCAGUAUGUUGUAAUGUGGGCUUGUCAGAUUUCAGUGCAUCACACUCAACAACAAAGUCGUCAUGGUGCAGGAAAUGUGGAGUUUUGCGAGGUUUGAACAAGCAGACCCAAAGGGACUCAAAGAUGUGACUCAAAGAAGGUUCUCAUGUUGACACAGUCUUAUGUUAAAAGUUUGACAGUGACGUGGAAAAUCAACAGGAAACGACUGCUGAACAUCCUGUUUUGUGAGUUGUUUUGCAAAGACUUGAACAUAUGAUUAGAGAUAUGUUUAAACGUCAGCCUUGCUCAUCCACUCUGUUUCCAUUCAGGCCAGUAGCCAAGCUGCAUCAGUUUUCUAAAUGAGAGGGAGGGGGGGUUGUUUUUGGAUUUCAGACAGGA
Archocentrus centrarchus (flier cichlid) is the source of this 2064-nucleotide messenger RNA. It is a transcript of the gene rab5ab, whose product is annotated as RAB5A, member RAS oncogene family, b. Bases 225 to 875 code for a protein of 216 amino acids. The record is from RefSeq and is a predicted model, not a curated record. The transcript is spliced from 6 exons. NCBI's taxonomy places the organism in Eukaryota, Metazoa, Chordata, Actinopteri, Cichliformes, Cichlidae. Gene Ontology annotation, molecular function: GTPase activity; GTP binding.